Chara braunii is the source of this 868-nucleotide messenger RNA. The record is from the annotation of a GenBank genome assembly. NCBI's taxonomy places the organism in Eukaryota, Viridiplantae, Streptophyta, Charophyceae, Charales, Characeae.
CCUAGGGGGAAUUUAAUAUUGGAUCUUUGGAGUUCAAGUCGGUUGGAACUUGGAAGCGAAGGCGUGAGAAGAAGGACAAUGGCUGGACAGCUGGGGCAUUCACAAUCAAGUCGGUUGGGGGAUAAUUUGCGCACGUCCUCUUCCUCGCUGGACGCGGAUUCCGAUGAGAUGGUCCACGCUAACCCGGAACGUUGGAUAGGGAUCGAUCUCGGUACGUCUUCUUGCUCGGUGGCUGUGUGUCGCAAUGGGAAAGUCGAGGUCAUACCGGACGUGUCCGGCAAACGCUCGACACCAUCUGUUGUCGCAUUCACGGACAAGAUGUGUUUGGUGGGCCAGCAAGCACAGAAGAAACAAGUGCUGAGGAAGCCGGAGGACGUACUCUACGAGGUGAAACGCCUUAUCGGACGGGAUCACUAUUUGGAUGACGAGGAAGAUGGUGACGACCGACCCGGCCUGAACGAGGCCCCCGGACAUGAAGGGGAGGAUGAUGUUGCAGGGCCUGGAAGGACCAAGCAAAGCCGGAGUGAAAAGAAGAGUCGCAAGGCAAUGCAGAAGUUGGGCAUGCAGCCUGUCCCGGGAGUUAUCACAGCCCAGUUUAAUGCUGCAGAGCAGUUUAAGGCUCCUGAUUUGGCACCCCAAAUGGAACAGAAGCUGUCCAAAGCUCCUUGGGGGGCAGAUGCAGAGGAAGAGGAGGUAGAUGACACCGACGUUGAUCCCAGGGAUGUUGACAUCGUCCAAACCCAGGUCGGUGUUUCUCGCGCGAAGGCUAUUCAGGCUCUGAAGAAUUCCGGUGGAGACAUUAUCAAUGCCAUCAUGGAGCUUAUAACAUGAUGAAUCUCAUAUAUUUUACUAACGUCUAGCCGAGAGC